GCCACAUCCGACCUUAUUUCUGAUAACACGCAGGCGCCUCGCCCGUCUGGACCUCGCCAUCUUCUUCCGAACCACGCACCUGAGCGUUGUUCACCCCAAGUUCACCCGGAUCUCUGCCUCGCUAUCUCUUUUUUUUUUUCUUUUAUUUCCCUCUCGGCCGCUGUGAUCUUCAAGCGACCGACGCCUUAAGACCGUGCUGCUAUAGCCUCUGUUGCCCGCUAUCGUUUGCUUUGCCCAGCCUCCCGGCAGGUUUUGGGCGAAUAUCCCGAUUUAGCACGCUUUCACCGCCAUAUUCCACGCACGCAAGAAACCUUGACUUCUCUCUGCCCCAUAAACCAUGGCAUUCGCGCCUUCGGUCGAUUUUCAACGACCUCCCUCUCAACUCUCCGUCGAUCGAAAACCCGCAUUCCUAGACGAGUUCGAUCCGGCUGAGGAAUCAUUCAUGGACUCCACGCUCAUCUCCCCCGCAGAGGACCGGAGGGACUCCUUUGGAAAUGCAACGGGGCCGGUUUUUUCUCCAAGCACAGUCUGGGACGACUUUGCAGCAACGCCCGCCAUUCCAGACCGCCCAUUUGGUUCAAGCACAAAUCCUUUCGUGGAGCACAGCAACAAUCCGUUCCUGCGACAGGAUUCUGCUUCCUAUCCCACCCAGCACACCUCGCAAUGGCCGACCUUCGAUCACGGCCCAGAAUCGCGGGGUCCGAUGGGCCCGUCCAACUACGAGUCCUACAGUGCAGAGUUUGAGCCCGCGCCCGCCCAGGCAUUCCCCCACGGCGGACCUUUCGGUCCAAUGCCGCCCAGCAACGUCAGGCCAGCUUCGAUAUUCCCCCCUUCUCAGACGCCGGUGCCGAUGUCAGCCUCUCCGCCUCCCGUCAAGGAUUGGAUGAGCAUGGCUGAGCAGGCCCACAUGGACGCACGCCUCUCCAAGCGUCCAAGGGGCCAUUCACCCGCCCGCUACCCACCAAGCUACCGUCACGGAGACGGGAUUCGGAAGAAGAAUGCUCGUUUCGACAUCCCCCAAGAGCGCAAUCUCGCCAACAUCGACCGUCUCAUUGAAAAUGCCAAGGACGAAGACGAGAUCAAGGAACUCAAGCAACAGAAGCGUUUAUUGAGGAACCGUCAAGCAGCUCUUGAUUCCCGGCAGCGUAAGAAACAACGUGCCGAAGAGCUCGAGGUUGACAACAAGACCCUCCGAGACCAGAUUGCCGAGAUGAAUGAAAGGCUGUCGAUGCUUCAGAUGCAGGCUGAGCAGGCCACUCGCGAGAAGAACGAGCUGCUGCGCGAGAAUGCCCAGUUGAAGGAGCACCUCCAGCAGUCCAACUGGGACAAGGAGAACCUCAUUGUCGAGCACACGAAAGAUACCGGCGCACUGCGCAAGAAGAUUCAAGUGCUCGAAGAGAUCAUCGAGAACCGAGACUCGUCCGAAUCCACUCGUCAAAGUUCGACUGACUAUGACUUCCCGAUUGUGCAAGACAUGCACGGCCUUGCCGACAACGGUCUCGACAUGUACGGAAUGGACGACUCAUUUGGCGACUUUGUCAUGGACGAGGGGCCCUUCAAGCCUAUGGAGACGUCGACGCUUGUUCUUGCACCCAAGAAGAAGCCCGAGGAAGAGAAGGAGGCUCAAUCUGGUCCAUCCGGUUUGCUCAUGCUACUGUUGCUAUGCGGUGCUUGGGUCGCAAGCAAGGCAACAACGUCAAUGCCGGUCACCAUACCACGCAUGCCGGACGAGGUUCGAUCAGACGCGGCGGUCGUCUUUGACGACCUCAUGAAGGACCAUGGCGUCUCGACAUUUCAAGCUUCCAGCGCCGUAGAGCCUGCCGCGUCGUCCGCUGCAAGUGUCAGGCAGACCAGUUUCUCCAUGUCCAGCACUUCGGCGACCUCUAAACUAGACGAGAUGCAUAGCCGCUUGACGCAGCCGUCAAGGAGGCAAGAAGCUGAGGCAGCAUUCUCAUUAAGCGCCAAACAGUACAACAGCCUGACGAGCUCUGAAUUUGCCGAACCACCCUACAACACGCCGCCUGAGGAUGAUUCCCAACCACCAAGUCACCGCAGACACCUUGUCGAUACCCUAAAGGCGAUGCGCGAAGAAGCCAAGGGCCAAGCAACCGCCAGCGUCUACACACGAAGCCUCUUGUGGGAGCGCAUUCCAGACGACGUCGUUCAGCAAUUCAAACGUAUGGCAGAACACUCCAGCCAAACAGCCAGCGUAAAUGGAGACGGAGGGGAGUAAAUGUUUCGUUCAAACGCAUCUCUUUCUGUCCGCUCUGUUCCGGAUGAUGAGUAUAUUUUUGACGAAAGCGACAACUGAUUUCUUUUUUUUUUUUCAUUUCCCCCCACCUCAUGAAAGCGGAAACGUCCUGACGAUAAAUUUCCCUAAAGCUCACGACCAUCUGAUGACGCAGCGACUGCGACGAUUCUUUUGACGAGAGCGAGUUUCCAUUUCUCUCCUGGCUUUGGUUUUUUUUUUUCUUCCUUCCCCUGGGUCUUACGAAAUUGCUCUUGCAUGGCGUUCAUUGUUUAUCUUGAAAGAACGGUUCUUGCUUUUUCUGUUUUUUCUGUUGGUGUCUCUCUCCUGGAGGACAAUGACUGCUUGUUUACUUUGCAUUGCGAGCGACAUGAUCGGGGGCACUUUUCAUAGCAUGGUUGGAAACGGGGGCGGCUAACUAUACCCACACGCUUCACGCAGCUCUCGGUCCUCACGACCGCGAAACUAUUCCAUUGGGUUGGCUGGUUCUAUUGGCAGGCAUCAUUUGAACUACUUCUUUGUUUUUUGCACAAACUCGCGAGGAAGAACUUGUCUUUUUCCCGGUUGAAGAGCGCUGCUGCUCGACGACACCUUCGUCUCUCUACGUUACAUUUUCUUUCUUGGAGAGGGGUUCGCCUACCAAACCAGACGGCUCGACAGCUACAUUUUCUCCUUUGUCAGAUUUGUAGUGAGAGAAACGCGGUCAUGUUUUUCUUCCUUGCCAAAUCACGAAGCGAACUACAGUCUGAGAGCUAUGUCAAGGCACUUGCAUGUAUGUACCUCAAAUCAUCAAUUCAGCACGUCGUCUACCCCGUCACAGGGGAGGCAAACUUUUGGC
This is a messenger RNA of Verruconis gallopava, 3086 nucleotides long. RefSeq lists its product as uncharacterized. Gene Ontology annotation, biological process: regulation of DNA-templated transcription. Gene Ontology annotation, molecular function: DNA-binding transcription factor activity. The transcript is spliced from 2 exons. NCBI's taxonomy places the organism in Eukaryota, Fungi, Ascomycota, Dothideomycetes, Venturiales, Sympoventuriaceae. Bases 338 to 2233 code for a protein of 631 amino acids. The record is from RefSeq and is a predicted model, not a curated record.